Molecule: messenger RNA, 5922 nt
Organism: Drosophila sulfurigaster albostrigata
Lineage: Eukaryota; Metazoa; Arthropoda; Insecta; Diptera; Drosophilidae
Gene: Ciz1
Product: probable WRKY transcription factor protein 1
Source: RefSeq, a predicted model, not a curated record
CAACCAUUGUCAAAAAUUUUCUUCAGAGGCGGCAGUCCGUUUUAGAACUUGUGAGAUAAAAUAAGAACGUUAUUCUACGAUUGCAUAAAAUAAACUUAAAAACAUUAUUGUGAAACGUAUUGUGAAUAUAAUAAAAUAGAUAAAAGCAAAAUGCGAGGACGCGGCGGAUAUAUUCCACGUGGAGGUGGCUACGGAAAUAUGCGUGGCGGUGGCGGAGGCGGUAACUACUACAACAAUCGCAACUCCAGCAAUUACGUGAAUACGCGUACUCAGGGCAAUUAUCGUCCCAACAAUGGACGCUACGAGAACAACUAUAACAACAAUCGGUACAGUGGAGGUGGUGGUGGAGGCGGAGGCAGCGGUAACUCCAAUAAUGAACACUAUGAUAAUCGGAAUCGCGACAAGUUCAAUCAUCAUAAUUCAAGCACUGGUGGACGCUAUGACUCCGGCUCUAGCCACAAGCGUAGCUAUGAUACAUCUAGGGAUCGCAAUGAUGACCGCAAACGGCCUCGUCAAGACGAUUAUCGUCGCACGUCCUCGUCAAAUGAUCACAACGAUCGCCCAUCGUCAUCAUCGCAGAAUAUGGGCUCAUCAUCGUCCAGUUACCAUCCACGCAGCAGCACUGGCGGCGGCGGUGGUGGCAGUGGCAGCGGCGGUGGCGGCAGCUCAAGUUCGUAUAGGCCACGUGAAGAAUCGGGCAGUCAGCGACAUCAACGCGACUCCUCGAUGGGUCCGCCAAAGCGCCCGCUGUUGCGAAGUGUUGCUGGCAGCAAUUAUAUAUCGAGACCGCGAGGCUCAAUGACCAUACGCGGCGGCAUAAUACGCAACAACAUGCGGGGCAUGGGCACCAUGAGGAUUGUGCGUCCACGCAUCAAUGAAUCCAACGAUUUGCGCACCAUGCGCCGCCAGCUGCUCUAUGCCCAGCAAAAAGAUCGGGCACGCUUGCUCAAGAUACAACAGCUGAAAAGCUCGUUGCGUCGUCAACGCCAGAGGAACAGCAGCGGUCGCUCUAGCGAUGACAACGAUGACUCUGAUAACAAGGAUGGCGAUACUGAGAAAAGCAAGAAGAAGAAAGCCAAUGACGAUGAUGAAGGCGAGGAUGACAAUGAGGAUGAGGAUGACGACAAUGAUGGUAACGACGAGAAAGAUGCAGCCGAUGGAGAUGGAGAGAAGAAGAGCGAGACGACUAAAAAGUCGUCGCAGCAAAAACGCAGCACCAAAACAUCGUCCCAUGAUGAUGCCGAGGGAAAGUCCAAUGAGGCCAAGAUCAAGAAAGAAGAGGUCGAUGACGAUGACCACGAUGCUGGCAAUGAGACGGAGAAAAAGAAGUCCGACGAUGAGGAAGAUGAUGAGGGAGGCAAGACCGAUGAUGCUGGCGAUGCUGCUGAUAAGCCCAAAGAGAAGAGCAAGUCGUCGAGUACAGCCGAAAAGUCGUCAAGUAAAAAGAAGAGGGACAAAGAUGGCGAUGACAAAGAGUCCAAGUCAAAGAAGUCCAGCAAAAAGGAUCGUUCAUCGCGCAAGGAGAAGGACGACAGCGAUGAGGAGCGCAAAGAGCGUCGCACUAGUUCUCGUCAUCGCGACGAGGAUCACAACAAUCUGCGCAAGCGCACGUUCAUCAAGCUCACCUGCGUCCACUGCCGCAUCAAGUGUGUGACCUUUAAGGAAUAUCAUUAUCAUCUCAACUCGCGCACACACAAGAACUCGAUGCGCACAGUGGCGUUGAGGCAACGUGCCGACUUGCAACGCAUGCGCGCCCGUCAACGGACCACACAGCGUGAGAUUGAGGAGAACAGCAAGGAGGAGUACGAGUCGCGCUAUUGCCGCCUUUGUCGUUUGGCCUAUCGCCAACCUAAGAAUCUGCAUCAGGCAUCGGAGCACCACAAGACCAUUAAGAAGUUCUUGAUGCCCUACUGUGGUUCCUGUCAUUUGGCCUUUAAGAAUGCCAUGCUGUACGAGAACCAUCGCUGCUCCUUGGAGCACAUUCGAAAUAAGGCACGCAAUGAUGAGUCUGGAUCAGAGGAUAGUGUGGAUGAGCGUGAGAUAGAUUUGAACAAAUUCCUCACAGUUGAUUCGGUGGGUGAGAUCGAUGAUGACAUCAUGGAUGCCGAUGUGGAUGCCAUGCUGCUGGAGGCUGAAACUGCUCAAAAGAGCGAGGAUGAGGAGACACGCAAACGCGGCCUCAUUGGCAUGGACUUUAUUAAGUCUGUGGAAACAUUCUUCUGUGAAUUGUGCAAUCAUUACUCCCAAAAGCAGGGCGAUGUGACCUUGGAGGAGUACAUCAAGAAGCAUUCUCUGCAACACUCGCAUGUUAAGAACUAUUUACGGCAUAAGGAAGAGACUGAGAAAAAGAGUAAAUCUGAAGCUGGUGAUGAUGAAAUGGAAGGCGAUGAAGAUUUACAUGAACCGAAAGAUAUAGACGAGGCUGAGGCCGAUGAAGAUAUUGAAAUGGACAUGAAGGAAGAUGAUGAAGAUUACGAGGCUGAAGAGGAUGUAGACGAAACUCAUAAUGAUGCACUUUGGGAGGAUGUGGAUAAAGAUCUCGGUGACCUCUUGGCAGAAGUGGAACCACUAGGUCAGGAACACGAGGAGGAUGAAGAUGAGUCCGUCCUGAAUAUUGACAUUGAGAGUGAGAAGAACAAGGCUAACAAGGAUGAGGCCAAUGGCAAUGCUGAUGAGGGAAAAGUAGAGACUAAGGCAUCAGCCAACAAAUCAAGCGAUAAGAAAGCCAGCACAACAACUGCUACACCAACCAAGGCUGCCAGCAAACAAGAGUCGCCAGUGGCCGCCAAGAAGGCAACGCCCAAGGCAACCAGCAGUGCGGCCAAGGCCACUCGACCCGGACCGGCAUCAACAAAACGCACCGUACUGAAACGUACUUCGGCGGCGGCGAUCAAGGGGGCCACCAAGUCGGCAGCUGAGACAAAAUACAAAAUGCGAGGACGCGGUGGAUAUGUUCCACGUGGAGGUGGCUACGGAACUAUGCGUGGCGGUGGCGGUAACUACUACAACAAUCGCAACUCUAGCAAUUACGUGAAUACGCGUACUCAGGGCAAUUACCGUCCCAACAAUGGACGCUACGAGAACAACUAUAACAACAAUCGGUACAGUGGAGGUGGUGGUGGAGGCGGAGGCAGCGGUAACUCCAAUAAUGAACACUAUGAUAAUCGGAAUCGCGACAAGUUCAAUCAUCAUAAUUCAAGCACUGGUGGACGCUAUGACUCCGGCUCUAGCCACAAGCGUAGCUAUGAUACAUCUAGGGAUCGCAAUGAUGACCGCAAACGGCCUCGUCAAGACGAUUAUCGUCGCACGUCCUCGUCAAAUGAUCACAACGAUCGCCCAUCGUCAUCAUCGCAGAAUAUGGGCUCAUCAUCGUCCAGUUACCAUCCACGCAGCAGCACUGGCGGCGGCGGUGGUGGCAGUGGCAGCGGCGGUGGCGGCAGCUCAAGUUCGUAUAGGCCACGUGAAGAAUCGGGCAGUCAGCGACAUCAACGCGACUCCUCGAUGGGUCCGCCAAAGCGCCCGCUGUUGCGAAGUGUUGCUGGCAGCAAUUAUAUAUCGAGACCGCGAGGCUCAAUGACCAUACGCGGCGGCAUAAUACGCAACAACAUGCGGGGCAUGGGCACCAUGAGGAUUGUGCGUCCACGCAUCAAUGAAUCCAACGAUUUGCGCACCAUGCGCCGCCAGCUGCUCUAUGCCCAGCAAAAAGAUCGGGCACGCUUGCUCAAGAUACAACAGCUGAAAAGCUCGUUGCGUCGUCAACGCCAGGGAGGGAACAGCAGCGGUCGCUCUAGCGAUGACAACGAUGACUCUGAUAACAAGGAUGGCGAUACUGAGAAAAGCAAGAAGAAGAAAGCUAAUGACGAUGAUGAAGGCGAGGAUGAUAAUGAGGAUGAGGAUGACGACAAUGAUGUCAACGACGAGAAAGAUGCAGCCGAUGGAGAUGGAGAGAAGAAGAGCGAGACGACUAAAAAGUCGUCGCCAAGCAAGAAACGCAGCACCAAAACAUCGUCCCAUGAUGAUGCUGAGGGAAAGUCCAAUGAGGCCAAGAUCAAGAAAGAAGAGGUCGAUGACGAUGACCACGAUGCUGGCAAUGAGACGGAGAAAAAGAAGUCCGACGAUGAGGAAGAUGAUGAGGGAGGCAAGACCGAUGAUGCUGGCGAUGCUGCUGAUAAGCCCAAAGAGAAGAGCAAGUCGUCGAGUACAGCCGAAAAGUCGUCAAGUAAAAAGAAGAGGGACAAAGAUGGCGAUGACAAAGAGUCCAAGUCAAAGAAGUCCAGCAAAAAGGAUCGUUCAUCGCGCAAGGAGAAGGACGACAGCGAUGAGGAGCGCAAAGAGCGUCGCACUAGUUCUCGUCAUCGCGACGAGGAUCACAACAAUCUGCGCAAGCGCACGUUCAUCAAGCUCACCUGCGUCCACUGCCGCAUCAAGUGUGUGACCUUUAAGGAAUAUCAUUAUCAUCUCAACUCGCGCACACACAAGAACUCGAUGCGCACAGUGGCGUUGAGGCAACGUGCCGACUUGCAACGCAUGCGCGCCCGUCAACGGACCACACAGCGUGAGAUUGAGGAGAACAGCAAGGAGGAGUACGAGUCGCGCUAUUGCCGCCUUUGUCGUUUGGCCUAUCGCCAACCUAAGAAUCUGCAUCAGGCAUCGGAGCACCACAAGUCCAUUAAGAAGUUCUUGAUGCCCUACUGUGGCUCCUGUCAUUUGGCCUUUAAGAAUGCCAUGCUGUACGAGAACCAUCGCUGCUCCUUGGAGCACAUUCGAAAUAAGGCACGCAAUGAUGAGUCUGGAUCAGAGGACAGCGUGGAUGAGCGUGAGAUAGAUUUGAACAAAUUCCUCACAGUUGAUUCGGUGGGUGAGAUCGAUGAUGACAUCAUGGAUGCCGACGUAGAUGCUAUGCUGCUGGAGGCUGAAACUGCUCAAAAGAGCGAGGAUGAGGAGACACGCAAACGCGGCCUCAUUGGCAUGGACUUUAUUAAGUCUGUGGAAACAUUCUUCUGUGAAUUGUGCAAUCAUUACUCCCAAAAGCAGGGCGAUGUGACCUUGGAGGAGUACAUCAAGAAGCAUUCUCUGCAACACUCGCAUGUUAAGAAAUAUUUGCGACACAAAGAAGAGACUGAGAAAAAGAGUAAAUCCGAAGCGGGCGAUGAUGAAAUGGAGGGCGAUGAAGAUUUGCAUGAACCGAAAGAUAUAGACGAGGCUGAGGCCGAUGAAGAUAUUGAAAUGGACAUGAAGGAAGAUGAUGAAGAUUACGAGGCUGAAGAGGAUGUAGACGAAACUCAUAAUGAUGCACUUUGGGAGGAUGUGGAUAAAGAUCUCGGUGACCUCUUGGCAGAAGUGGAACCACUAGGUCAGGAACACGAGGAGGAUGAAGAUGAGUCCGUCCUGAAUAUUGACAUUGAGAGUGAGAAGAACAAGGCUAACAAGGAUGAGGCCAAUGGCAAUGCUGAUGAGGGAAAAGUAGAGACUAAGGCAUCAGCCAACAAAUCAAGCGAGAAGAAAGCCAGCACAACAACUGCUACACCAACCAAGGCAGCCAGCAAACAAGAGUCGCCAGUGGCCGCCAAGAAAGCAACGCCCAAGGCAACCAGCAGUGCGGCCAAGGCCACUCGACCCGGACCGGCAUCAACAAAACGCAACGUUAUGGUCAGCUUGAAACGCACCUCUGCGGCGGCUAUUAAGGGGGCCACCAAGUCGGCAGCUGAGACAAAAUGAUCCCGAGCAACAGCAGAAAUAGCGAACAGCAAGUCUUUAGUCCAUACACAUGUAGUUAACUGCAACCAAUGAUUUGGUUGCAAUAAACAAACAAAAAAAUGAACAAUUGAAAUUCAACUUUUACAUUGUAAUAUGUAUGGCUGAAAGCUGCACAAUGUGUGCGAGUCAUGUUUAAUAAAUUUAAACUUAAAUCAACUAAACAAA